AUGUCCAGACUCACCGGUUCCAGCCGUCUUCUCAGGCAGUUGGCUAACAAAAAGGAAUCGGCCUUCCGUUUUACGCCGAAUUUCCAGUUAGGUGAUAGAAGACCCGAGGUUCUUGAAGCUAUGAUACCCGAUAGACCAGAUGUUUCAGAUAGUCCAGUUUUACGGACGGCUGUUGUCAAGCCAGAAGACGUGUGUGACUUGGUGAUCCAGCCUUCAUUUAACGAUCUUAUUGUUACUGCAUUCGCUGAAGGCUGCCACUUUUCUGGAGACCAGGAUUACACGCUCACUUCGACGUCCUCGGUGAAAGGCUCCAAGCUUUGGUACGCCAAUAUCGCCAAGGAGUGGAUGGCUGAUUUUGAGGAGCUUCUACCUAACAUAGAAGAGUUGAAAGAGGUUUCAGUGGAGGAGAGAAAGCUUGCAUCCUCGUUUAUUGAUGAAGUUUCAAGAGCUCUUAUAGCGGAAGCGUUUGCCAAAAGUCUGAUUCUGUCCUACGCUGAUUUACAGGAAUUUGUAGCAAGCGUGCUGCAAUACACUAGUCUUGAAUGCACUGUGGAGUUUCUUCUUUCCCAAACUGCUUUCAUCUCGGACGUGACUAACUUUGAACUCGUGGUUGGAUAUCUCAAACAAAACUUGGGUGCAUUGGGCAGACAAAAACUCCCGGAGUUUGUUGAUCUUAUGAUGGCCUUCGCCACCGAAGAUAGUGUUCACAGAGUUCCUAUUGCAGACUCCUUAAUCCGUGAGCAUAUACUCGAUUUGCACCCAGAACUUCUCGUUGAGCUUCCGCCCCAUAUUGUUAGCCAACUUGCUGACUUUGCAAUUGCUAGAGAUAGCCUCGACGAUGCUAAAGAACUGAUGAGUUUUUUGGUGACAGAACACAGAAUGGCUCCUGCCAAACACACAUUCGAACUGUUCAUGGCUAAGUACUGUGUUGAUGCUAGACGCAACGACAAGAACAAAGAGCAAGUUUUGAAAGACCUCACGUGCAUCAAACCAAUCUUGCAUUUUUAUGGCCUUAGCGCCGACUCGUUCGAGUUGCUAUUGUCUCGGGUCAUUGACAAUUCAUAUGAUUUGGCACAUUUCGUGCGUUUGGCCCAGAAGAACUCGGCCGAGCUUGUCGCCGAAUACACCGAACAAAUUCUCCUCCGCUUACGCUACAUUCACAAAAAGAGCCACAAGAGCGACAUCAAUAAAGCGGUGGAGACUACACAGUUUAUGAGGCUCUUGGUGCAUGACAAUAAGGUCAAGAUCGAUGAACGGCUUGCAUCGGUUUUGCGUCUGAUUUGCAACGAGCACAAAAUCGCUUACGACGAGCUUAAAUUUUCCAACACAUCGACCUAA
This is a messenger RNA of Candidozyma duobushaemuli, 1338 nucleotides long. RefSeq lists its product as uncharacterized. Lineage: Eukaryota; Fungi; Ascomycota; Pichiomycetes; Serinales; Metschnikowiaceae. The record is from RefSeq and is a predicted model, not a curated record. Bases 1 to 1338 code for a protein of 445 amino acids. The transcript has a single exon.